AUGGUCCUUUUCACAUCAGAUCUGCCUGAUCUUGACAUCCCGCGAAACAUCACCGACUGGGAUUUCUUAUUCGACUCGCCAUACUCGCCAGUAACACGCUACGCCCCGAACAAACUCGCCGGCUACACCAAUGCCAUUACCGGCCAGCGAAUCCGCUACGACGAAGCCCGUGACUACUCGACCUGGCUCUCGACUGCCCUGGUCAAGAACCACGGUCUAAAGCCCGGCGACACCGUCUCUCUGUUCAGCCAAAACUCGAUAUGGUACCCGAUUGCUCUCUUUGGCGGCAUCCGAGCCGGCGCCAAGAUCUCGGGUGCAUCUCCGGCAUACAAUGCUGAGGAAAUGACAUAUGCCCUGAAGACGGCAGACUCAAAGUAUCUCAUGACCACCGCAGCAUCCAUGGAAGUUGCGCUCCAAGCAGCAAAGGCAGCGGGACUCCCCAAGGAGAGGAUCUUCUUGCUCGAGGGCAGACUGGACGGCUUCGCCAGUGUCCAGGAUCUGAUAGAGCUGGGAAAGAGUCAUGGCGAAGCAGGCCAGAUCCCAGCGUUCAAACUGCCAGCAGGCAAGAAGAAUGGCGAUGUGUGCGGGUUUUUGAGCUUCAGUUCCGGUACGACCGGGUUGCCCAAAGCCGUGAUGAUAUCGCACCAGAACAUGAUUGCACAGUGUAUGCAGCUGCACCAAGUAUGUGCACCAGACUACGACAAAAUCCUAGCAGUCAUCCCCCUAUUCCACACGUGGCGCGGGACCGCAAGACUGAAGCGCCACACAGUAUCAGGCCUCGUACACUUCAUCCACUUUCCCGUCCUCGCCAACUCCGAGAUAUACAUGCUCCCAGGCUUCAAAAUGGACACAAUGCUCGGCGCGAUCGAGAAGUACAAGAUCCGAGACCUCUUCCUCGUGCCUCCCAUCGUCAUCCGCCUCGCUCGAGACCCCAUCGUCGACAAGUACGACCUCAAGCACGUGCGCCGCGUCUUCUCCGGCGCCGCCCCAACACCCGCCGAGAUCCUCCAGCUGAUAGCCAAGAGGUUCCCCGGCUGCGGCUUCAGACAAGGGUAUGGCAUGACGGAGAGCUGCAGCUGCAUCACCUGCCAUCCGUUCGGCUGGUACGAUUUCAAAUACGCGCACAAGGGCGGCAAGAUCGUGGCAAACACCCAGGUCAAAGUCAUCAAGGACGACGGCUCCGAGGCUGGCAUCGGCGAGCCAGGCGAGAUACUGGCCCGUGGGCCCCAGAUUGUAAUGGGCUAUUUGAACAACGAAAAGGCCACCGCCGAAACCUUCGACGCAGACUCCUUUCUCCACACGGGCGACUCAGGCUUCUUCGACGCCGACGGCAUGGUCCAGAUCGUGGACCGCAUCAAGGAAAUGAUCAAAGUCAAGGGCAUCGGCGUCGCGCCCGCCGAGCUCGAGGACCUGCUCCAGGGCCACGCCAGCGUCGCCGACUGCGCCGUCAUGGGCAUUCCAGACGACUACGCGGGCGAGCUGCCCAAGGCGUUUGUUGUUGUGGCGCCAGGCGUGUGUGCGAAUGAGGACACCGCGCGGGAGAUUAUGGCGUUUGUCAGGGGGAGGAAGGUGCGGUAUAAGCAUAUCCGGGAGAUUGAGUUUGUGGAUGAGAUUCCGAAGAGUGCGUCUGGGAAGAUUCUGAGGAGGGUGUUGAGGGAGAGGAAGAGAGGCGGGGAGAGGGGGGUUUGUGUGAGGGAUGUGGUGGACGAAAAGGCCAGGCUGUAA
This is a messenger RNA of Pseudovirgaria hyperparasitica, 1725 nucleotides long. Its product is annotated as acetyl-CoA synthetase-like protein. Bases 1 to 1725 code for a protein of 574 amino acids. NCBI's taxonomy places the organism in Eukaryota, Fungi, Ascomycota, Dothideomycetes, Acrospermales, Acrospermaceae. The record is from RefSeq and is a predicted model, not a curated record. The transcript is spliced from 4 exons. Gene Ontology annotation, molecular function: CoA-ligase activity.